Molecule: messenger RNA, 3382 nt
Organism: Pseudonaja textilis
Lineage: Eukaryota; Metazoa; Chordata; Lepidosauria; Squamata; Elapidae
Gene: PKD2L1
Product: polycystin 2 like 1, transient receptor potential cation channel
Biological process (GO): potassium ion transmembrane transport; detection of mechanical stimulus
Cellular component (GO): membrane
Molecular function (GO): calcium channel activity; calcium-activated potassium channel activity; calcium ion binding
Source: RefSeq, a predicted model, not a curated record
GAUUGUUAUCUACAGAGAAAGAGAUCCACCCCUGGGUGUAGCUGGCUUCACCGAAGAAUAGAAGUUAAUAGCUGCUCCCAACAAUGGCCUCCACUCUCUAUUUGUCACCCAGUGGCUGAAUAUAAAAGAGGUCUCAGAGCAAAAUGCCAAGCAGAUGAAUGCUUCUGACUGCUUGAUACCUUGGGGUCUUCUACAAGAAACCAUUGCUUGAUUCAACAUCAUGAGCAUUUCUCACCUAAGCAACAGAGCUGAGAGCCAUUUCCAGGCACAAGAAGAACAUGAACUGGAAACUCUAGGGAAGAAAGCAUGGGACAACCCAGUUUACAACGGAUCCCCUUCCUCCUCCUCCCUGAAAAUCAGAGCGAUCUACAACCCAAAAUCCAUUUUGGAAAAUCCCUAUGAGAAUAUUGAAAAAUUGACUGGCUCUCUAUCCUACCCACAGGAUAGAAAGACCACAGAGGAAGCUAGGAAGAAGGAAACCCCCUUCCCAGGAUGCUGCUACUAUGUCUUCAAAGGCAUCCGAGGGCUUUGGGGCACAACCUUGACCGAAAAUACCAGUGAGAACCGAGAGCUUUAUGUAAAGACUACACUGCGUGAACUUCUGGUCUAUAUUGUAUUCUUAGUGGACAUCUGUUUGUUGACCUAUGGGAUGACGAGUUCAAAUGCCUACUACUAUACCAAGGUGAUGUCUGAACUCUUUCUGCAGACUCCUUCAGAAAGUGGUGUCUCCUUCCAGACCAUUGGAAGUAUGGCUGACUUUUGGCGAUAUACACAAGGACCUUUCCUGGAUAGUUUGUAUUGGACUAAAUGGUAUAACAAUAAAUCUUUGGGUCACAAUGCACAAUCAUAUAUCUAUUAUGAGAACUUACUGCUUGGUGUCCCACGGCUACGCCAACUCAAGGUCCAGAACAACUCAUGUGUGGUGCAUGAUGAUUUUAAAGAAGAUAUUGCUGGUUGUUAUGAUGUAUACAGUGAGGAGAAAGAGAACACAUUACCCUUUGGACUCUUGAACGGGACAGCGUGGCAAUAUUACACAGAGCAAGAACUUGAUGGCUCUUCCCAUUGGGGCAGAUUAACAAGUUACAGUGGAGGAGGCUAUUAUGUAGACCUCAAAAUAACCCGGGAAGAAAGUGCCGAAACUCUGCAAGAGUUGAAACAAAAUCUAUGGCUGGAUCGAGGAACUCGUGUUGUUUUUAUGGACUUCUCCGUGUAUAAUGCCAACAUCAACCUGUUCUGUGUGCUCAGGUUGGUAGUGGAAUUCCCUGCCACCGGGGGUGCCAUUCCCUCAUGGCAGAUCCGGACCGUGAAACUCCUCCGGUAUGUCAGCACUUGGGAUUUCUUCAUUGUCUCUUGUGAAAUUGUCUUCUGCAUCUUUAUCUUCUAUUAUAUUGUGGAAGAAAUCUUGGAACUGCGCAUCCACAGGCUUCAGUACUUCACCAGCAUCUGGAACAUUUUGGAUAUUGUGGUCAUUUUGCUUUCUGUUUUAGCCAUUGGAUUCCACAUUUUUCGUACCAUUGAAGUCAACAGGUUGAUGGGGCAGCUGCUAAGAAAUCCCAACAUCUACGCGGAUUUUGAAUUCCUGGCUUUUUGGCAAACCCAGUACAACAACAUGAAUGCUGUGAACUUGUUCUUUGCCUGGAUCAAGAUAUUCAAAUAUAUUAGCUUUAACAAAACAAUGACCCAGCUGUCUUCCACUCUUGCUCGAUGUGCCAAGGACAUCCUGGGUUUUGCCAUCAUGUUCUUCAUUGUCUUUUUUGCCUAUGCUCAACUGGGCUAUCUCCUUUUCGGAACCCAAGUAGAAAACUUCAGCACCUUUGUUAAAUGCAUCUUCACACAAUUUCGCAUCAUUCUUGGUGAUUUUGACUAUAAUGCUAUCGACAAUGCCAACAGAAUCUUAGGACCCAUCUAUUUCGUCACUUAUGUCUUCUUCGUCUUCUUUGUCCUGUUGAACAUGUUUCUGGCUAUCAUUAAUGACACCUACUCAGAAGUAAAAGAGGAACUUUCAAACCAGAAGAAUGAACUGCAGCUAUCAGACAUCCUGAAACAGGGCUAUAAUCGGACACUGAUGAAGCUGAAGCUGAAAAAAGACCGAAUUUCUGAUGUGCAGAAAGCUUUGCAGAAAGGAACCAAAGAGCUGGAAUAUGAAGACUUUAAGAACAGUUUGAGAGAGCUGGGUCACGCAGAACAUGAAAUCACAGAAGCCUUUGCAAAAUUUGAUAAAGAUGGCAACCAGAUCCUUGAUGAGGAAGAGCAAAAGAGAAUGCGGAAUGAUCUGGAGGAGAAGAAAGUUGCUCUGAAUGAAGAAAUCGAAAAUUUGGGGAAAUCCUUCAGGGACAAUACUUUAGACAAUACUCUUGGUUUUGCAGAGGCAAAGAAUAAUCAAGCAAACAAAACCGGCAGAAUUUCUGAGGAAGAAUUCCAAAUACUCCUGCGGCGAGUACUAAAGUUGGAGAAUUCUGUUGGUGGCAUCAUAUCCAAGACAGAAGCCUUGGUAAUUAAAUUGGAAGACCUUGAAAGGAGCAAAAUGAAGAAAAAAGACUCGGUACCUGAGGGAGAACAGCUGAUUCAAGAAAAUCUGGCUCCACGGACGGCUGAACGUGUUCUUGCAGAAGAGAGUGGAUUGGAAGCAGCCCAUGUGCAAGAGAAUUAUAUCAGUGUGAAUUCUCUGAAUAGGAGUCAGGGGGUCUACCCCCUUCUGUCCAGAUUAGACCUAUUAAACUCUCAAACUCCCAAGACCAUCCAGUUCAAAUCUAACAGGAACUUCUAGCUUAUUCCUAAAUAGAUGUGGCAUUAAUUAUCCUUGCUUUUUCACUAUACUUAGACUAGUAAAGCAUUUAGUUAUGUCUUCAUCCUGCCUGUAAGAAAAGGAGCUUUUGGGGUAGGGACCCCAUUUAUGUCAGAACUGAGUGGGCAAGCAGUUCUUUUAACCUCUUUCUAAACUCUACUAGUCUAUAGUUGGGUGAUUGAUGCAGAAGGGACAAAAUAUGAAGGCCUUGGCAGAUUUAUCUAGAGUAUUUGGCCGUAUAUGACCAAAUGAAAUUAAAAAGGAAACAUUCUCUGGGUUUUAAAAUGUGGGUUCAUUUGGUUUUAAAUCACCAACUGGAUUCAAAUUUUGCACUAGAUUUUAAAACUUUUACAGUAAUCUCUGUAUUUGGCGUUGUCAGAAUAUGCAGAAGGAAUUUUUCUGCGCAGGUUUGUAGGAAAACCAAGUCCAUAUUAGAAAUUGUAAUUAGUUGGUAUAUUGUUAAAAUAAUAGAGCAAGGAUUCAAAUAUUCAAGUGAUAAUUCUGAAAGCUGGCUAAAGAUCUGUAUAAUGAUUAGCAUAUUAAAUGGUCUGAUUUAAAUAUAAUUUUCUGAUAAUGUAGUCAGUAGAUUAUGAUCAU